Molecule: messenger RNA, 492 nt
Organism: Gilbertella persicaria
Lineage: Eukaryota; Fungi; Mucoromycota; Mucoromycetes; Mucorales; Choanephoraceae
Exons: 1
Source: RefSeq, a predicted model, not a curated record
AAUGGCUAUCAUACGCAUGAAAUCUGUUCCCGAAAACAUCUCUCAGGUGACAGCAUACGCAAGUUUUUAGAAAAAGUUAAGAAUGAUCCUCAUACUACACCCAAAAAAAAAAUGAAAACCAGUAUUCCCUCCCGUACUAGCGAAAUAAUCGAGACAGCAAGAGGGAUUGAUUUGGUUUUAUCCAACCAAAAUAGAGUUCAGUAUGAACUGAAUUCUGCAAGAUCAGUCUUGGGCAUACAGAAGAACAGUGAAUCCUUGGAUGAACUUGGAAAGAUUAGGAAAGAAUAUGAAGAGUUUAUCACCUAUGUUCAGGUUGCAUCUGAUGAAUACUUUGUUAUUGUUUUCAACCCUCCAGGAAUAAGUAAUUACCGCCUUCCUUUUGCCACUCAGUUUAUUAUCACUGAUGUUACUUACAAAGCUAUUUCUGGCAAGAAGUACUUUUGCUCUUCCAUUAUUUAUCUAGAAAAAGUGUUAUCUUUUUCCAGGCGGUAA